AUGGCGAGCUCGGGCACGGCGGUCGACGGGGUCGGCGACGACGGCACGACGGGCGUGCCGGGCGGCGGGCCCAGGAAUCCUCUCACCUGCGGCGUCUGCCACGACUAUUAUAACGAGCCUUGCCUGCUUUCCUGCUUCCACACCUUCUGCGCACGUUGCAUACACGGCCCGCACCUCGACGGGAUGAUCAAAUGUCCCAUCUGCGGGCAACAGACGCAGCUGAAAGACGGAGCGCAACUACCACCUCCCGAUCAGCUGAUACGCCAACUGGUGGAACUGGCGAAUUCGGAGAAUCCACCGUGUGCCAAUUGUGAUAAGCGGGACAAGUCCACCAUGUUCUUCUGCACGACAUGCGGACAAGCGCUUUGCACUCACUGCAGGGAGCACACGCAUCGCGCGAAGAUGUUCUCCACUCACGAGGUGGUGCACAUGAGCAAAUGCGCCAAGGACACCCAACGCCGUUGUUCGAGCCACGGCGAGCAGUACAUCAUGUACAGCCAGAGCGCCAAGUGCAUGCUUUGCGCUACGUGUUUCCGCGACACGCCCGCGGACGCGCGGGUGCACUGCGUGGACAUCGAGAGCGCCUGGCAGCUCACGUCGAAGAAGUUGGAGCGCGCGGUUAAUUCGAUCUGCGAGCUCCAGGCCGGGAUUCGAGACGGCGUGCUCGCGCUUAAGUCGCAGCUGGACGAGUUGCGGCACAGUCUUGAGUCCGAGAAACGGGCGUUGAACGCGUUCUGUCAGGGUAUGCAAGAAACGAUCACGAAGACGCACGCGUACGUUCUCGCGGAGCUGCAGCGUCAAUUCGAGACGAAGGAACGGAUGGUGCGCACGCAGCUGCUCGCUCUCGGCAGCGCGCUACCGGUGCUUCAGAUGCAUCUGAUGCUGUGCACCAUGUUCACCAGCGGCGCGACGAAAUACCAGUUCCUCGAGCUGGCGCAUCCGAUGCUAGAGAGACUGAGCCGCGUAGCCCAGCUCGGCCAUCCGUCGCGACCGCCUCUGCUCGGCGCCCACAUCAAGGUCAAUUACCGGGCCGACUUUGCCCGCGCGCUCCAACCUUACCUGGGCCAAGUGCAAACGUCCAAGACCGCCGAGUCGCUGUACGAUCAGACAGUCGGCGGUAGUCAUACAAUUCAGCAGGAGUCGCAAUCAUCGCUUCAGAGCAGCAAGACUGCUCAAAGGUUGUCGUCCAAGAGCGGAACUGACAUCGGACUGUUCAACAAUCACUGUCGGACCUUCGACAGCCAGCUGAAGGAACUGAGUCAACAGUUGACGGCGGUGAAGGAACGUUUGGGCGAGUUGCAACGGGACGUUUCCGUUUUGAAGAGAGCGAACACACCGCCGCUUGGCACACGUUACGAUCACGUGGCGAGGGAUUGCCGUCUGUUGGAGCAACAGUUGGAGCAUCAUCAGAUAGAACUGGAGCGACUCCGAAUCGUCUUCGACGGGCUCUGGGAGGAGCAAGCGUGCAGAAUUCACAUGGAAAAGGAGAUGUUUCACGCGCAGAUGAAUGAUAUAUUAUCGCUGAGGAGCGAAGUGAAAAAGUUGCAGGCGCUUACGCAACAUCUCGAGCCAUUUGUCAAGUCGUUCUCGAUGGGCAUUAACGCCGGAGAGGUGAGUUUGGCCGCGGUGGACGCGGCCGACAAUCAACAUCUGCAGGCGCUGUUGGAUCAUCUGGCGCGUCUGCAAAUGCAAGAGCCGCCGCCUCAGGCCCAAGCGCCCACGAAAGAUCAUCGUCACCCACGUGGCACCGCUACAAGUGCCGACAAUGCGUUGUACAUGAAGGACGGCAAAGAAAUUCCGACGCGGUGUCGCACGCCAUCCGGCGGCGUGGGUGCCGUUCUGGAUUCGAGCGGUAACAUAGUCGUUUACGGAACGGCCAAGUCGACCGAUCCGAAGAGAGGUGUGCUAAGUCAAUUGAUCGAGAAGGCGCGGACGCAGAAGGACGAUCGCAAGAAAUCACCGGGCAGAGAGGACGGACGCGAUCGCAGUCAGAGCCGGCGAUCGCGCAAGUCGCCCGACGGCACGAAACCCAAGACGCCACCCGGACACUCCUCCUCAGGCGGCAAGAUGCGAUCGCUUUAUCGCUCGUUGAAAGGCGGAACCGGCGACACGUCCGCCGAGGCGCUCGAUCAGGCGGAGAGAUGCACCGACUCGCAGCAGCAGCCGUCGCAGUCGCACAUCGGAGAUGACGGCGAGUAUCAACGAAUCUCGGAGGCCUCGAGCAUGGGCGAGGUGAAGAAGCGCGUGCAGGCGCAAGUGCACGCGGUACAGGCCGAGGAUCAGGUGGCGAUAACGAGCGGCAAGGUUCCCAAGGUCUACCCGGCGAGCGACUCCGAGGAGCUGUUCUACGGCGACGGAAAAGCGGCGGAAGCUAGGAGGCGACGGCGCGCAAGCUGCGACAGUCUGAGCACGACUGGUUCCGGCAACAGCAGGCGAUCGAGCAUUGCUGAUGGGACGAAGCAGCGUUCCUGGGAGACCUUUCCAAGGCCGAAGAGCAAGCGAGGCGGCACAGGCGGAAGCGAGAGGACGGGCGCGUUGUCUCUCGGCCAGCUGAAGAAGGCCGACAGUUUCGAGGGUCACGAGGAGGCUGUGCGCACCUUGGUGGCGGCCGUGCAGGAGACGCGAUCCCAGCUGCGGCAUCACCAUCUUCAUCAUCAUCGUCAUCAUCGUAAAAGCAAAACGAAUUAAAUCAAGCGCGUUUUUCUCGUUUUUCUCUCUUUCGCGACUUCUCUUUGCCCCCCCUCCCAUCUCUCAAACGCGCGGAGAGAAGUCGCGCAAAGGCGAGAAUAUAAUAAUAAUAAUAAUAAUAAUAAUGUCCGCAGAUGUCCGAACGAAUGUCCGCGAGCCUAUAUUUGCGUAUAAGUAGUAAAAGAGAAUUAUCGAAAGACUUAAAAAAAAGCCGUGCUCCACGUGGCUCAAGUAUAUUUGUUAUUUAUUAGCGACGGAAGCAUAUAUAUAUAUAUACAUAUAUAUAUAUAUAUAUAUUAUAUUGUUGCGAAAGAGCCGACACAUUCUCGGCUUUUUUUUUCUGACGAUUUUGAACAUUCUAAAUACGGAU
This is a messenger RNA of Pseudomyrmex gracilis, 3058 nucleotides long. Its product is annotated as RING finger protein 207-like. Gene Ontology annotation, molecular function: Hsp70 protein binding; zinc ion binding; transmembrane transporter binding. Lineage: Eukaryota; Metazoa; Arthropoda; Insecta; Hymenoptera; Formicidae. Bases 1 to 2688 code for a protein of 895 amino acids. The transcript has 8 exons. Gene Ontology annotation, cellular component: perinuclear region of cytoplasm. The record is from RefSeq and is a predicted model, not a curated record.